Cucurbita maxima (winter squash) is the source of this 2651-nucleotide messenger RNA. Its product is annotated as probable protein S-acyltransferase 19. Bases 252 to 2456 code for a protein of 734 amino acids. Gene Ontology annotation, molecular function: protein-cysteine S-palmitoyltransferase activity. Gene Ontology annotation, biological process: protein targeting to membrane; peptidyl-L-cysteine S-palmitoylation. Gene Ontology annotation, cellular component: endoplasmic reticulum; Golgi apparatus. The record is from RefSeq and is a predicted model, not a curated record. The transcript has 9 exons. Lineage: Eukaryota; Viridiplantae; Streptophyta; Magnoliopsida; Cucurbitales; Cucurbitaceae.
CUUAGUCAACGCUUUGCCUUGACGGCCCCCCCUUCUCUUCCAUCUGCCGUUCCUUUUCACUACUUCGCCGCUACCAUUUUUGAUCAUCUCUUUUCACGAACUUGUUCUCAUCUGCAGCUCACAUUAACUGUAUCUCUCUAUCUCUAUUUUGUUUUUGGUUUCUGUCUCUUCUGCUCGCCGGCCGGCCGACGGCAGUGUGGGAGUGGGUUUGUUCGGCAGUGUGUGCGUUGUGGUGUUUUAAUUGUGGAGUUAUGGUGAGGAAACAUGGAUGGCAACUGCCUGCUCAUACUUUUCAGGUCGUUGCAAUUACUGUCUUUUGCUUGCUAGUGGUGGCGUUCUAUGCUUUCUUUGCUCCUUUCCUUGGAGGCCAUAUCUGGGAGUACAUACUGAUUGGCGUUUAUUCACCAGUGGCACUCCUUGUAUUCAUUCUUUAUGUUAGAUGUACUGCAAUUAAUCCUGCCGACCCUGGUAUUAUGUCCAAAUUUGAUAAUCGGAAAAAGAAACCCAACAAUAAUCAAGGUUUAUCGUUGAAGAGUUUACCACAAAAUUUAGAUGAAAUGGUCAACAGUAGACAUUCUUCCGCAUCAUCAGCUUCCAGAAGUUCCAUAUCAGGACCUAAUAUGAGUAGGAAUGGAUCUGUAGGAGAAAUUGGUAAAGUAGACAAUCCAAUGGAACGACCAACAGCCCGUAGUGCUGAUAAUAUUGCACUAGUUUGUUGUGCAUUAUUUGUACAUGAAGAUUGUCGAAAAAGGGAUGGAACAGCUGGCCCUCUAAGUGCUGCCGAGGAUGCUUUGUUCUGCACGUUGUGCAAUGCUGAGGUGCGCGAGUUCAGCAAACAUUGUAGAAGUUGUGAUAAAUGUGUUGAUGGCUUUGAUCACCAUUGCCGGUGGCUCAAUAACUGUGUGGGGCAGAAAAACUAUAUUACCUUUAUUUCUCUUAUGGCAGCAAGUCUUGUUUGGCUUAUUGUUGAAGCUGGAGUGGGUAUUGCUGUUUUCGUGCGUUGUUUUGUUAAUAAAAAAGGCUUGGAAACUGAAAUUAUUGAUCGACUUGGAAAUGGCUUUUCUCGUGCCCCCUUUGCGACAGUUGUGGCGUUAUGCACUGUAGUUUCCAUGCUAGCCUGUAUCCCACUGGGCGAACUGUUCUUCUUCCACAUGAUAUUAAUAAAAAAGGGGAUUACAACCUAUGAAUUUGUUGUUGCGAUGAGGGCUACGAGUGAGGCACCUGCAGGAGCUUCUGUUGACGAAGAAUUGCCAAAUAUAAUAUACUCUCCAUCUGGUUCUGCUACCACUGGUUUGAGUGGCGGAAGUUCUCUUGGUUUGCAAUACAAGGGGGCAUGGUGUACACCUCCAAGAGUUUUUAUUGAUUAUCAGGAUGAAGUGGUGCCUCACCUGGAGCCAGGAAUGGUCCCAUCUACUGUUGAUCCAGAUGCAGUUGGAGCUUCUGAAAGAGGGUCAAAAGUGCCCAAACGAGCUGUUCGUCUCAGUGCUUGGAAGCUUGCAAAGCUGGACUCAAAUGAGGCCAUGAAGGCAGCAGCCAAAGCUAGAGCAUCAUCAUCUGUUCUGAGGCCUCUUGAUAACCGCCGUUUCCAAGAUCCUGAAUUGAGCUCCAGCGGAAAUGUAAGCGUUAGAAGCAGUGUGAGUAUUGACACUGGUGUAAAUAAAGAGAUCAAGCAUGUUCUGAGGCUCUCUCCCAUAAGAAACUCUUUGGCUCCUGGUCAAGCUAGUCCCGAUGAUUACGAAACCGGAACACAGAGCAUGAGUAGCUUCAGUAGUCCAAGCCAUGUGCAUGAAACAGUCAUUCUCAGUCCUCUCCCACAUGGUAACGGUCUGGGUCGUUUUACCGCUGCAUCAUCACUUCCUGUUCCUGAACAUCCGUAUUCUUCCAAGGCAUCCUACCCUAUCGCCACUGACCAAAGAUUGCAUACUUCUGGGCUUGAUGAUAAGGUUGCUCGGAGGGGAGGCAUUACUGAUCCAUCGCUUCUUUCAGCUCCGGCUACUUCUCUCCUCAGAGACGUCAGAAAGACAUCGGUUGUGUGGGACCAAGAAGCCGGGAGGUAUGUCUCAGUUCCUGUAUCAGCUUCAGAAACCCGACCUUCUAGAUCGUCAGUACAGAUAGGUUUGCCGAGUUUAAAUGCUGAAACGAGCAACAAUGCUCGAAAGCCAGUUGUUCCAUUGCAACCCACAUCAUCUUCCAACACAAAAUCUCCAUUGCAGCAAUCAGACAAGUUAAUGUACACAGGAGAUUCCAUUUUCUUUGGUGGUCCUCUGCUGAAUAUCCCUUCUCGAGACGGUUUGAGAAGCGAUAGGGUUUCCACCUCGAGAGAAAGCCAAGAAAGAAUGACAGCAAACCUAACUCGGGAAUCAAGAUUCAAAAGGGAUUCAGCUUCAAACCAACUUCCCGUUUUUGUCCCCGGUGGUUACGAGCAUAACCGUCCAUCAGCAUCUCGUUUAAGGUAGGUACAUAGGUAGGUCGGUCGGUUGGUCGGGUCAGUUUUGAAAGCAUAUGGUUUGGCUGUCUGAAAGGUGUAAUUAGAAAGAAAGCCAAAUGGAGGGGGUCUAUUAUUGGUCCUCAAAUCCUGCGCUACCUGACAUUAUUUGCAAGCUCAAUUGGUCGGUACAACAUGGGAAGCAGUUUCCUCAAAGAAUGCAUUC